Messenger RNA from Exserohilum turcica Et28A, 579 nucleotides. RefSeq lists its product as uncharacterized. Lineage: Eukaryota; Fungi; Ascomycota; Dothideomycetes; Pleosporales; Pleosporaceae. The transcript is spliced from 2 exons. The record is from RefSeq and is a predicted model, not a curated record. The coding region runs from base 1 to 579 and encodes 192 amino acids.
AUGUCUGAGGGUAACUAUGCAUCAAAACGAAAGAAGCCUGCUACCUCGGACCUGCAAAUCGACCCGUCUCUCCUCCUCGCCGCCAGCGACGCCGCCAUUCUCCCCGUCGCCGAAUACCCAAGUCCGCAACACUACCAACCCGGCCAAUACCAGCUCACGCCCCAGCGCUCCCUCGACCACUACCAACACCAAUACUACCCCGCCUCCAACAUCCCCAUGCCCCUACCCGUCUACUUUCGCCUGCACCCCCACUCGUCAACCCCCUUGCCCGCAAAAUCCAUCUGGCUCUCCAUUCUCCAGGCCCCGUCUGUAACACAGCUGCGUGACCUCGCCAUGCGUGAACAUCCGGGUACCGUAGUGCAUAAGCUCGAAGGCUUGGUUUUGCACAGAGCUGCUGGUGCUGGUGCUGGUGCUGGUGCGGGCCAGGACGGCAGAGACGUUGUUGUAGAUAUUGCGAAUGAUGAGGAGUUGGGCGCGUAUUUGACGCAUGCGAAGAGUAGUAGUGAACAGGGCGCUGGGCAGGGGAAACCGACGUUUCUGGUGCUGUUGGGUCCGGGUGAGGGGGCUUGUUAUGUUUAG